ACUGCACUCAUGCACUGCACGAGUUCACGGGAUUUACGUUGCAUCGUUUUCCUCAAGUUUCGUAAUAUUUUGAAAAUAAAUUGCUUACAUUUUACUAACCAUUCACACAUUGCUGACUAAGAUUUUCGGAACUGUCGUAUUAACCUUUGGAAGAUGACAGUACCUCCGACCAUGAAGAAGAUCAACAAGAAAAUACCCGGAAUUUUACCACCACCACCUAAGACAGAAAUUGAUGGUAAAAUAUCUGAUCUAUCUUCCAAAACCGUUGCUGAACUUCGAGAAUUACGUGACCGGCAGGUAAAGCUGUUAAAUAACAAGUCUUUUAUUAGUAAACUGGCCGAUAAAGGAGUGAAAAUUCAAGCCUUACAUGAUAGAAUUGUUAAAGAAUUAAAAGCAAAGGAAGAUGAAGAACAGACUUGUCGUCUUCUAGAUAACCUAACCCUAAGUUCAGUAAAUAAACAAACAAUGCAGGACCUAGAAUGGCUUGGAAAAUCUAAUAAGUCUGAUACUUACCUAGAUUCAGACGAUGAUAGUGAGCCGGAAGAUGUCCUCCAGAUCCUGAGUCAAAGUACAGCUCACGAAAAAACAGUCAAAGUAUUACCACCUGAGAAACCUCUAGUAACACCAGAAGAUGUAGCUAAAAUAGAGGAACUUCCACACAUAAAGUAUUUAGUUGAGAAAACUGAAAGUAACACAAAACCGAAAGCCACAGGAAACUUCAAACCGUACAAAACGACAAAGUCUGACGUUCAUAAUCCUGAAAAAGAACUGCUUAGGAAAAAGCAUAAACACUGGGAAGUUACAGCGGCUACUCCACCACCAAGUAUCCACGGGCCAGCUAAAGUUUUAAGUUUAGAAGAAUCUUUGAACUUACAGAAAGACUAUAAUUUACACUUGAAGGAGGUCGAAGCACAGCACGCUGCGGAGAAACUGAUGGAAAGAACGGGUAUAAAAAUGCCAGCUUUGCCAAGAGAUGUUACUUCGUUUGGGCAGUACAGAGAUGCUGAUUCCGAUGAGUCGGACAUGGAGGGGAGUGACAAAGAAGUAGUGGACGAGGACCCUGAUGGAGGGGGAGUGGUUUUUACGGUUACAGAACAUUAGACAUUUUGAUAAAAAUACUUCAAAGAAUAAGAUGAUUUUGAUAUUGAUUAAUCUAAAGCAAUAUAUGAAUAUGGUCUUAAUAUAUUAGUUAUUUUCAUAAGGUACAGCAGGGCAAAUCUCGACUGGGGGGCAAAUGUAACUUCAGUAGAACGGAUACAUGUAGAACUCAAUCAACAUCAUAGGGUAAUAAUGGAAAAAUUGAUUAUUUAAUGUUGUAAAAUGCUAUUUUUAUUAAAGUU
Molecule: messenger RNA, 1340 nt
Organism: Leguminivora glycinivorella
Lineage: Eukaryota; Metazoa; Arthropoda; Insecta; Lepidoptera; Tortricidae
Gene: Polr2M
Exons: 1
Coding region: 154-1101 (315 amino acids)
Biological process (GO): transcription elongation by RNA polymerase II
Cellular component (GO): nucleus
Molecular function (GO): transcription elongation factor activity
Source: RefSeq, a predicted model, not a curated record